Messenger RNA from Schistocerca cancellata (South American locust), 3961 nucleotides. RefSeq names its product U11/U12 small nuclear ribonucleoprotein 35 kDa protein-like. Gene Ontology annotation, cellular component: U12-type spliceosomal complex; precatalytic spliceosome. Gene Ontology annotation, biological process: mRNA splicing, via spliceosome. Lineage: Eukaryota; Metazoa; Arthropoda; Insecta; Orthoptera; Acrididae. The record is from RefSeq and is a predicted model, not a curated record. The coding region runs from base 119 to 799 and encodes 226 amino acids. Gene Ontology annotation, molecular function: snRNA binding; mRNA binding. The transcript has 6 exons.
GCGCCUGCACAUGUAUUUUCAAAAAACCAAAAUAUUGCGGCAAAAGUGUAAUGUGUCGUGUAACGUACAAUGUGUUUAGAUGUGACUAAAUAUUUUUGCUACUGUGAAGUAAUUUAGGAUGGAGAGUAGCGUACACAUUCGGAAAGGAAAGCGUGAAAGAGAGAUCUCAAGUGAAAAAUACAGCAGAGAAUACCGGAAAAGAGAGUCUGAAGGCGAAUGUUCACGGCCUGCAGAAGGACACAAAAGAGUGAUUUCGAGAGACAAGUCAAAACUAGCGGAAGCUGAACGAUGGUCUCCAUAUGCUUGGAAAUUCUACAACCCACUGGCUGUCGGCAGCAUAGAUGGCACAGACACGGAACCACACGACCGGGGCAUUGCACGUGCCAUGGAGGCCGAGUACCACCCUAAUGCUCGGGUAGUUGGUAAUCCGCGCGCAACUCUAUUUCUUGCCCGGUUACCACCUCACACUGAUAAGGAAGAAAUUCUAAAGAAAUUUUCAAAGUUUGGAACGAUUCGGAAUUGCCGACUUGUUAAUGAUAUCGUCACAGGAGCUUUCAAGGGUUAUGCAUUUAUCGAGUUCAAGCAUGAGAGAGAUGCUGUGUAUGCAUAUGGCAAAGCAAAGGGUCUUCUUAUCCAGGGGAAGGAGGUCCUUGUUGAUUAUGAGCAGGAGAGAAUUCUUCCAGGAUGGGUUCCACGACGUUUGGGUGGAGGUUUUGGUGGCAAGAAGGAAUCUGGGCAGCUGAGGUUCGGCUGUCGAGAUCGUCCAUUCCGAAAGCCCUACACAUUGUUGGAUGUCUAACAUUCAUGUUGGUUAAUCUUCAGACUGCCAGGAAGAAGUCUGUGGAAGGAUUGUGUCUACAUUGAAGAGUGUACAUGAUCUCUCUUGUUCCCAUUAAUAUUGGGCAACUUGGAAAUUUUUGUUGAAUUUUGAGAAGCAGCUGUAAUGGUGAUAGUUCUGUGGUAUUUGCACAAGGAGUUGUUACUAAAUUGGUGCCAGUAUAGUGAAACAUUAUCAAAACACAUCACCCAGUUACGUAGUCAUGUUUUGGAAAUCGUAACGCCAAGAAGAAGAAAAAAAAUGAUGAUGAUGAUGGUGAUGUUGGUGAUGUUGUUGAUGAUGAUGAUGAUGAUGAUGAUGAUGAUGAUGAUUCUAUUCAGUUUUUAAACAUCUUAUAAGUCAUGAGUUGUGCUCUUUGAGCAUUAUGUCACAUUAUAACUUCAGUUAAAACAUAGUCGCCGCAUUGACAGAAGUGAUGGUAACAGUUGGUUGUAGGAUUAGUAUGUAGAAGUAGUGAAAUGAAAUAUGUUGUGGUAGAAUGACAGUGUUGGUGAUGUUUUAUUAUGUGCCGGGGGGAGGAGGGGGGGGGGGGUUACAUCAGAUGUUCUACAGAAACUUCCCAAAAUUUUAUCAGGGCAUCUGCUAAUCAUCUUCAGGUAACGAUACUUUGGUGUGCCUGCUGGUGGAAGGCUCCAAGGCAGCACUUCAAUGUUACUGCUAAACACACAUUGCAAAAACAAAAAUGGGGGAAAAUGUACAUAGUGAUGGUUUUUAGCACAUACAUAACAGCACAUUUUGUUGAAAGUAAUGGAAAUAGUCUGUCAUGCGAGAGAUUGCAAAGUAUUGGACUUCCUGUUCCUUUUGUUAAUUCACAAACCACUGUUGAUACAAUAUCAACAGGUGCAAGGUCAUUUACCAUGUCUUUUAGUUAAACUAUGUGUAGGACGUUGUGUGGCCAGCGUUAUUGCUUUGAUAAUGCUGUUGCGGAAAGACGUAGCAGUAACGAGGGUCAAGGGCCUUGCUGCAUUUGUGUGUUCAGCACUUUUUAUCCAGGAUUACCAGCUUUUUUUAAAGCAGAGUUCGGACAUCCCUACACUGAAAAAGUGUGAUUUUUUUAACUAACAUAUCUAAACCAAUAAUUUACACACACAGGUGUAAAAUUCAAACAUAUAUUGGGCAAUUUGUGGUUUAUUUUCAAUCCUUAAAGUGUUAUGACAGCACAAAAGGUAUAAUCUAGGCAAGUUUGAAUUGCAGCAAAGUACUGCAUAUUAUGUUCUUGAUAUUUCUGGUUGCUUUUCAACCUCCUUAGUAGGUCAUUCUCUUUUUCCCUGUUGAGAAACCAAUGGAAUUGCUGGCAUAGUAAUGACUAGUUGUUCUUCACCAUUAAUUCAGCUUCUAAUGUAGUCAUUGACUAACAGUUCAGCAGCAUUAGGAUGAAAUACUGAUAACAUGAAACAGACAUCUGUAAACAGGUUCUUGUAGUUUGCAUGACAGUGAAAUUCUGCGCCAAUUUCUCAUUACCUCAGCUUAAAAAGGCUCUCUUUCUCUUGCUUGAGAAAAGUGCUUAAUUGCACAAAUUCUUUGAACAUCAGAUCGUCAUCAACAUGAAAUUUGUAUUGACAUGUCCCUUCUAAUUUUCUAUGUUAACAAAAAUGGUUUGAAAGCUUGGUUUACAUUUUCUCCAAAAUCAAAAUGUUUGUCAAUGUAGUCUAUAAUAGGGUGCAAGUAAUGAGCUGCACUCAGUAGUGCAGAAUGUUCAUUAUAAGUGUUCCAACAAUGUUCAUUAAAAGCUGAUAAAUGCCAAAUGCCAACGACAAAUCAUCUUCAGUUACAAUUUCUUUUUCUUUUCUUCUUCUUCUUCUUCUUCUUCUUCUCUCUCUCUCUCUCUUUCUUUUUUUACUGCCACUUCAUUACUUUCACUGACUUAUGAUGAAUUCAUUUGUGAAAAUGUUUUUUCUUGUUGUGGUCUCCAGCUUGAUGCAGCUCUCCAUGCUAGUCUAUCCUUUGCAAACUUUUUCAUACCCAAAUAACUAUUUCAACCUACAUCCAUUUGAAACUGCUUGCUGUAUUCAACCCUUGGUCUUCCUCUGCAGUUUUUACCCUAGCCCCACUUCCCUCCAGUACUAAAUUGAUAAUACCUUGAUGUCUCAGAAUAUGUCCUAUCAAAUGACCCCUUCUUUUAGUCAGGUUGUGCUGCAAGUUUUUUUUCUCCUGAGUGCUGUUCAGUACCUCCUUAUUAUUUACACAAGCUACACAUCUACUCUUUAGUAUUCAUUUCAAGCAACACGUAAAACACAAAAUAGAUAAGGCUCAUCACUUGAUGGAUAAAGUGGUCCAAUCUCUGAGAUUUGUGGGGAGUAGCGUAGGAUGAUUCAAAGAAAUGGGGAAGUCCAUGUUCGUCAAUCCAUCCUCACUCAGCAUCUUUUCAGUUGCACAAUAAAGUGUUCGAAGAAUGUUGGUACAGGACUUCUAAUGCUACCUACAUGAAUUGCAGAUUGUUCAGGAACUGAAAUGCAGAAAUCGUGUUAUGUGAUGACAAUUCUGUAAAUUAAUGCUUCAAAUGGUGAAUGAGGACGAGGAGUUUACUAACAAACUGUGGAUGUCGGACAAAGCCCAUUUCCACCUCAGUGGAUUUGUUAACAAACAAAAUUUUAAAUACUGAUCACAAGAUAAUCCUAUGGAGCUGCACCUGCAUCCACUGCAUUGCACAGCAACAAAGUUACACAUUGAAUUGUUAUGUUGUCCAGUUUGAAACCUUUGCUAGGCAACAACUAUAGAGAUUUGCAGACAUUAUUGGCACAAGCUGGUUUCAACAUCACACACAGCACAAAUAUCAAUAGCUGCUGUACACCAAUAAUUUGGGGAAUGUGCAAUUGCGAGAGCUGGUGACAUUCAGUGGCCUCCCAGAUCCCCUGAUCUGUCAGCUUGUUAUUCCUUUUAGUAUUCCUUAGUUGACCUGCUACAAUUGAAGAAUUGAAAGCCAAGAUCCAAGAAGCAAUUGCCAAAAUUUUAGUUGAGAUGUUACGUCAUGCAAUGAAGAAAAUAACGAAGAGACUGCAGUAAUGUUUGCGUAGAGAAGCAGCUCAUCUGCAAGAUUUCAUCUUCAAAAAUUAAUUGUACUGAUUGUAUUCUAAAAUGGCAUUAUUUUUGCAAUUAAAAGACAUAAAUAUAUAUUUUAAUUUG